AUGGGAGAUGCAGAAGGACAGAGCCGCUGUGAGUCAAACUUCCUCUCACUUUAGUUUGUGUUUGUUCAUCUGAGUCCGUGUUUAGUCAUGUUUUAACCGGAUAAAUGUUUAAUAUUUUAAUAUUUAAACCGGAUAAAUGUUCAGUAUUUCAAUGUUUAACCGCAUAAAUGCUCAAUAUAUUAAAGAGGACGUGAAACACUGACCCAAAUUAUCAUUAUUUUUGAGAAUGCCUCUCGACUUCACAGAUCACCGUAUUCAUGACUCUUAAAAUUUAAUACAUUUCUAGAAAACUGUGACAGAAGUUCCACUUUAGCGACACUUCGGGGAACCGUAAAGCAGUGCCACUUUGCGUGACGUAAUGGGUUGUGUAGCCCGCGUAUUGACAAUUGAAUGAGACCUGAGGCCUGUACUACGAAGCUGGAUUAACACAUCCAGGAUAACUCUACGACAACUCUCUAAACUUCACCGGAUCUCCGCGAUCCCGAUCAGCUGUACUACGAAGCAGGAUAUCAACUCGAUAACUGAAUCCAGUUCAGAUCUGUGCGCGCACACGUAAAGGGGGUCGGGUCAGUGCCACCGGACCAAUCUCCACAAUGGAGAAGGCUGCACGUCAUUUUUCACAGCUGAAGAACAGAGCUUUAUUUAAACAGUGAGACAGACACAGCCGCUGAAAGCCGGAGGGACUGCCGGCAAAAAAAAAUCACCGAUUGUGUAAAUUACAUUUGUGCGUUCAUAAAUUUAUGGCCCCCUAAUAUAUUGUCAUGCAGCGUGCGUGAUCACCACCAUCACUGACCUCAUUAUUUCAGAUACAACAGCAGUGGGGAAAAGAGUACGUGGGAGCAAAUAAAAAUAAAUCUAAAAACAUCCUUUUAAGUAGUUUGUAAGUUUAUUGGAAGAUUUUAUUUGUACAUAUUUCAACGCGUAAACAGUGAUUUCCUCACACUGCCUUUUUUUUUUCUCCAUCAUCUGAUGGUCACGUCAUCUGCAGACACAUUUGGGGUUAAGAGUUUUCUAAUCUGCUUCAAUGAAUUCUGAAUGAUGACUAACAAAUUUGAACCUGGAGCUUGGCAAAUAUUAGUGUAUUGCUUAGACUUCAUGCUACCUGAAUAUUGAGGCCGUCCGAGGAAAACCUGUAACGUUCAUAGAGAACGUCAUCAGGUAAAUCAAACGGAUUUGAACGAUCAUGAAUAUAACGCUCUCGGCGGAGCGCUCCUCUCCCUAUCCGUGCAACGAUGUCCCCGGGAUCCGGCAAAAGUGGGCAAGCCAUUUUCCAAGAGAUCCGAUUGGUCAGUGGGCGUUUUUUUAUACCUGCCGAGAUCUUAUCCUGAAACAUAACCUGCUCCGGAGCAGGUUUGGCGUUCCGCGUAAGUUACCGGGGCAACGGACCCGGAUAAAAAGAGAUCCACCUUCGUAGUACAGAAAACCCAGAAGUUAUCCAGAAGUUAUCUCGCUAAGACCAAAUCCAGCUUCGUAGUACAGGCCUCAGAGGCCUGUACUACGAAGCUGGAUUUGGCCUGGAUUUGGCCUCAGAGGCCUCAGGAUAAGAUCUCAGUAGGUAUAAAAAACCGCCCACUGACCAAUCGGAUCUCUUGGAAAAUGGCUUGCCCACUUUUGCCGGAUCCCGGGGACAUCGUUGCACGGAUAGUGAGAGGAGCGCUUCGCCGAGAGCGUUAUAUUCAUGAUCGUUCAAAUCUGUUUGAUUUACCUGAUGACGUUCUCUAUGAACGUUACAGGUUUUCCUCGGACGGCCUCAAUAUUCAGGUAGAAUGAAGUCUAAGCAAUGCACUUAUAUUUGCCAAGCUCCAGGUUCAAAUUUGUUAGUCAUCAUUCAGAAUUCAUUGAAGCAGAUAAGAAAACUCUUAACCCCAAAUGUGUGCAGAUGACGUGACCAUCAGAUGAUGGAGAAAAAAAAAAGGCAGUGUGAGGAAAUCACUGUUUACGCGUUGAAAUAUGUACAAAUAAAAUCUUCCAAUAAACUUACAAACUACUUUAAAGGAUGUUUUUAGAUUUAUUUUCAUUUGCUCCCACGUACUCUUUUCCCCACUGCUGUUGUAUCUGAAAUAAUGAGGUCAAUGAUGGAGGUGAUCACACACGCUGCAUGACAACAUAUUAGGGGGCCAUAAAUUUAUGAACACACAAAUGUAAUUUACACAACCGGUGAUUUUUUUUGCCGGCAGUCCCUCCAGCUUUUAGCGGCUGUGUCUGUCUCACUGUUUAAAUAAAGCUCUGUUCUUCAGCUGUGAAAAAUGACGUGCAGCCUUCUCCAUUGUGGAGAUUGGUCCGGUGGCACUGACCCGACCCCCUUUACGUGUGCGCGCACAGAUCUGAACUGGAUUCAGUUAUCGAGUUGAUAUCCUGCUUCGUAGUACAGCUGAUCGGGAUCGCGGAGAUCUGGUGAAGUUUAGCGAGUUGUCGCAGAGUUAUCCUGGAUGUGUUAAUCCAGCUUCGUAGUACAGGCCUCUGAGGCCUGUACUACGAAGCUGGAUUUGGUCUUAGCGAGAUAACUUCUGGAUAACAUCUGGGUUUUCUGUACUACGAAGGUGGAUCUCUUUUUAUCCGGGUUCGUUGCCCCGGUAACUUACGCGGAACGCCAAACCUGCUCCGGAGCAGGUUAUGUUUCAGGAUAAGAGCUCAGCAGGUAUAAAAAACCGCCCGAUGACCAAUCGGAUCUUUUGGAAAAUGGCUUGCCCACUUUUGCCGGAUCCCGGGGACAUCGUUGCACGGAUAGUGAGAGGAGCGCUUCGCCGAGAGUGUUAUAUUCAUGAUCGUUCAAAUCCGUUUGAUUUACCUGAUGACGUUCUCUAUGAACGUUACAGGUUUUCCUCGGACGGCCUCAAUAUUCAGGUAGCAAGAAGUCUAAGCAAUACACUAAUAUUUGCCAAGCCCCAGGUUCAAAUUUGUUAGUCAUCUUUCAGAAUUCAUUGAAGCAGAUAAGAAAACUCUUAACCUCAAAUGUGUCUGCAGAUGACGUGACCAUCAGAUAAUGGAGAAAAAAAAAAGGCAGUGUGAGGAAAUCACUGUUUACGCGUUGAAAUAUGUACAAAUAAAAUCUUCCAAUAAACUUACAAACUACUUUAAAGAAUGUUUUUAGAUUUAUUUUUAUUUGCUCCCACGUACUCUUUUCCCCACUGCUGUUGUAUCUUAAAUAAUGAGGUCAGUGAUCGUGGUGAUCACACGCUGCAUGACAAUAUAUUAGGGGGCCAUAAAUUUAUGAACGCACAAAUGUAAUUUACACAACCGGUGAUUUUUUUUGCCGGCAGUCCCUCCGGCUUUUAGCGGCUGUGUCUGUCUCACUGUUUAAAUAAAGCUCUGUUCUUCAGCUGUGAAAAAUGACGUGCAGCCUUCUCCAUUGUGGAGAUUGGUCCGGUGGCACUGACCCGACCCCCUUUACGUGUGCGCGCACAGAUCUGGCCUCUGAGGCCUGUACUACGAAGCUGGAUUAACACAUCCAGGAUAACUCUGCGACAACUCGCUCAACUUCACCGCAUCUCCGCGAUCCCGAUCAGCUGUACUACGAAGCAGGAUAUCAACUCGAUAACUGAAUCCAGUUCAGAUCUGUGCGCGCACACGUAAAGGGGGUCGGGUCAGUGCCAUGUUUAUUGUUUAAGUUUAUUGGAAGAUUUUAUUUGUACAUAUUUCAACGUGUAAACAGUGAUUUCCUCACACUGCCUUUUUUUUUCUCCAUCAUCUGAUGGUCACGUCAUCUGCAGACACAUUUGGGGUUAAGAGUUUUCGAAUCUGCUUCAAUAAAUUCUGAAAGAUGACUAACAAAUUUGAACCUGGAGCUUGGCAAAUUUUAGUGUAUUGCUUAGACUUCAUGUUACCUGACUAUUGAGGCCGUCCGAGGAAAACCUGUAACGUUCAUAGAGAACGUCAUCAGGUAAAUCAAACGGAUUUGAACGAUCAUGAAUAUAACGCUCUCGGCGAAGCGCUCCUCUUACUAUCCGUGCAACGAUGUCCCCGGGAUCCGACAAAAGUGGGCAAGUCAUUUUCCAAGAGAUCCGAUUGGUCAUUGGGCGGUCUUUUAUACCUGCUGAGCUCUUAUCCUGAAACAUAACCUGCUCUGGAGCAGGUUUGCCGUUCCGCGUAAGUUACCGGGGCAACGGACCCGGAUAAAAAGAGAUCCACCUUCGUAGUACGGAAAACCCAGAAGUUAUCCAGAAGUUAUCUCGCUAAGACCAAAUCCAGCUUCGUAGUACAGGCCUCAGAGGCCUGUACUACGAAGCUGGAUGAACACAUCCAGGAUAACUCUGCGACAACUCGCUCAACUUCACCGGAUCUCCGCGAUCCCGAUCAGCUGUACUACGAAGCCGGUUAUCAACUCGAUAACUGAAUCCAGCUGUGGCCUCUUCAGAUCUGUGCGCGCACACGUAAAGGGGGUGGGGUCAGUUCCACCGGACCAAUCUCCACAAUGGAGAAGGCUGCACGUCAUUUUUCACAGCCGAAGAACAGAGCAUUAUUUUACGAGGAGUACCGCAACAUUAUAACAGUGAGGAGCAGGACAGCCACAGCCGCUAAAAGCUGGAGGGACUGCUGGCAAAAAAAAAUCACCGGUUGUGUAAAUUACAUUUGUGCGUUCAUAAAUUUAAGGCCCCCUUAUAUGUUGUCAUGCAGCGUGUGUGAUCACCACCAUCAUAGACCUCAUUAUUUCAGACACAACAGCAGUGGGGAAAAGAGUACGUGGGAGCAAAUAAAAAUAAAUCUAAAAACAUCCUUUAAAGUAGUUUGUAAGUUUAUUGGCAGAUUUUAUUUGUACACAUUUCAGAACAGGCCCCAGGGGCCUAUUCUACGAAGCAAGUUCGACCUUGCGAGAUAGCCUUGGAGCUACCUCGCUCAACUUAGCGCGGUAGCCAGCGGUCUCGCUAAACGGUCUUACGACGCUGGUUAACAACCUCGUAAGUGGAUCCAGCUUUGCUAUGAGCGCGUGCACGCAUGUAAGGCGGGUCCGCAGCAUCUGACCAAUCGCGAACAUGGACCAGUCUGGAGUGUCAGAGCAGGCCGGAGAGCGAAGAACCUUUACCUUACAAACGAGGAGCAGGAGAAGAUCAUGAUAAAGUAUGAAGAAUUCAAAUCUAUCAUAAACCUCAAAAGCAACACCGUCGCCACUGCAAAAGCACGGAGGGCAGAAAAUUGCCGUCAGUCUCAAUGCGGAAGUAUAGUGCGCAAUAAAUCUUUGAUGCCAUUAUCACCCUUAAAUAGCCCUGUUCAACAUGCGCUUUUAACAUGCACCAGACAUGUCUAAUAAAUUUCCAAGAUGAAUUGAUUCAAUUUGUCAUUCCUAUCCUGUUUACAUUUUUGGUGUGAUUGUAGGCCGGUGGCGAUUGCGCUAAGACUGCAAGGGAAGCUCAGCUUCCCUUAAAAUGUCACCCCCCAAAAAAAAGAAAAAGUGGUGAAAUACGUACUGCUGUGUGUACAUUUCAUUAACUAAAUAUGCGCUACAAAGCCAUCUUUUGUUCAGAAUCAGCUUCUUAUCACACUGUGAUAAGAAGCUGAUAAUCACAGGUAACCGGCAUAACUUCAUUCUCAUUCAUCCUCGCAAUGUGGAAGCUCAAAGUGGGUUGUUCCAGCAGCGAAACUAGACGCUCAUUGGAUAAAUGCUGGGCUUUGUCCCGCCCAUCGGACACUCGGCGUCUCUGGAGUUCUAUGACGAAAGGGCGGUCCCAACUUUCUUGCGGACGUUGAGCUUCUGCAUUCAUGAUUGGAUGUGCUGUCUGAGGCGAAAUCCUUUUUUGAUUGACAGCUAAAUAAGCGAAUCAGCGAUCUUGAAGAAUAAAACAUCUACCAGAGCAUUUUCCAAGUUAUUCAUUCCGUUGUUCUUAACUGCUCCGGAGACUUUACCGAUCCUCAGUGACUUUUGUCUUUGUUAAAAACGACUGCUGUUGUGUUUGGCGACUGUUCUGUUACAUACAAAUAAACAAACACAAUUAUGAUGUAGGCCAGAAAAAUGAGCUUCCCCUCCUUGAAAGACCAGAAGCCGCCACUGUUGUAGGCCAUAUGAGCCUUUCACAAAGGUGUUCAUAUGGAAAAGUGAGUGGGUCCGUGCGGUCCCUGAAAACUCUCGCGCACCGGAGUGCUUCUCGGACAAUGCAAGCACCGAGGUCUAUAGGAUCCUCCAAGAACGGACAAGCCAUUUUUCGAAAGAGCUCAUUGGUCAGUGGGCAAGGUUUUUAUACUUGGUGAGUUCAAUCUGUAACCUAACCUGCCCCGGAGCAGGUUAGCCGUUCAGUGUACGUUGCCAUGGAGACUCCCCUCGCUAAGAAGUGAACUGGCAUCGUAGAACAGGAAACCCCGAACUUACCCUUGAAGUAACCUGGCAGUAAUCCUGCUUCAUAGAACAGGCCCCAGGGGCCUAUUCUACGAAGCAGGAUUACUGUUUAACAAGGUAACUUCAAGGGUAAAUUCAGGGUUUUUCUGGGGCCUAUUCUACGAAGCAAGUUCGACCUCGUUCAACUUAGCGCGGUAGCCAACGGUCUCGCUAAACCGUCUUACGGCGCUGGUGAUCAACCUCGUAAGAGGACCAGCUUUGCUAUGAGGGCGUGCACGCAUGUAAGGUGGAGCCCGCCGCAUCUGACCAAUCGCGAACAUGGACCAGUCUGGAGCGUCAGAGCAGGCCUGAGAGCGAAGGACCGCGUACUUUACAAACGAGGAGCAGGAGACGAUCAUAAGAAAGUAUGAAGAAUUCAAAAUCUAUCAUAAACCUCAAAAGCAGCACCGUCGCCGCUGCAAAAGCACGGAAGGAAUGGUGGCAGAAAAUUGCCGACAGUCUCAAUGCGUAAGUGUAGUGCACAAAAAGUCUUUGAUGCCAUUAUCACCCUGAAAUAGCACUGUUCAACAUGCGCUUUUAACAUGCACCAGACAUGUCUAAUUCAUUUCCAAGAUGAAUUCAUUCAUUUGUUCAUUCCUAUAGUGUUAACAUUUUUUGUGUGAUAUGUAGGCCAUAUGAGCCUUUCAUAAAGGUGGUCAUCCAGAAAAGUAAGAGGGUCGGUGCGGUCCCGGAAAACUCUCGCGCCGGAGUGCUCCUCGGACAAUGUGAGCACCGAGGUCUAUUGGAUCCUCCAAGAACGGACAAGCCAAUUUUCGAGAGAGCUCAUUGGUCAGUAGGUGGGGUUUUUAUUAAGGCUGCAACAACGAAUCGAUUAAGUCGAUUCGUCGUGACGAAAAAAUUCUUUGCCAACUAAUUCUGUAAUCGAUUCGUUGGGUCUUUAUAUAUGUCCAUGGACACCGGCGUGUAAACAUCAGCAGGACGCACAGAAAAGAAACAGCCAUGGCCGAGGCAGCGGCUGAGAAAAACAUGAACACAACCCAACCCAAAUCCCGACCUAAAACAUUAGUGGUGUGGGAAAUCUUUACCAAGACUGAAAAGGAAGGCGUUCAGUGCAACAUUUGCAAAGCCCGUUUUGCAUGGCAUGGGAUUACAUCGAGGAUGGGUGAGCACAGGGCUCUCAAGUCUCACGCAUUCAGCGUAUGACACACGCAUUCCCACUCGUUCACACGCUCACACACCACACAUUGUAUUUCUCACGCAUUUAAAUGAACACGGUGAUGUCCACCACGUUGCACUUCUUUAACUAUGGAACAGGAGGAAAUCAACUGAGUUUCUCCGAGAGUUCAGAAGCUGCGUUUCACGCGCAAGCCAAUCAAAUAAAGUAUAUCUACUGAACAGCCAAUCAAAAAGCAGCAUUGCUGUAUCCGGGUAGAUUUUGAUAUCUUGCGGUUUGACUACAGAAGAAGACAGACACUCGCCGAAAUAGAGCAGGUUUUUAUAAGGACGAGAAAGACCCGAUGAUUACAGUAAGUCAGUAACCUACACAUGCAGAGACCGCAACACCUCAUGGCAGAUGAACUCAUAUGAUAAACGAAAGCCCUAUGCUAUUGCUAUUAACAGCUGCAUUGAUGAAUUUAGCCUGUUUAUCCGAUUAAUCGAUUAGUUAUUAAAAUAGUCGACAGAUUAAUCGAUUAUCAAAAUAAUCGUUAGUUGCAGCCCUAGUUUUUAUACUUGGUGAGUUCAAUGUGGAACCUCACCUGCCCCGGAGCUAGCCUGGCUCAGAGCAGUGAAUUAAACAGAGUGGCGACACUCCCAUAGACAUACGCUGUACAGCCCGGCGGACCCCACUUCCGGGUUAUGGAACUCUCAAUAAUUCCAACAUGACCGCCUGUCAUGUCGGACGCCGUUCGCUUCUAUGGCCACAAGGCAAGCACUCACCGAGGUUAAAUGAUAAAAUAUCAACAAGUUUAAUGCCAAUACGUGUGUUAUUGAUAUCAAGGGGACCCCUUUAUAUGUAAAAAUGUAUAUCCCAAAUGUAAUUACAUUUUUUUAGUCAGGAAUUGGGAUCGAUUUUUUUAGCCACGGUUUGCUCCAACACUCCCCGAGGUAAAAUAUUGUAUCAACGAAUGUAAUGCCAAUACGUGUGUUAAUGGUAUCGAGGGACCCCUUUAUAUGUAAAAUGAUUUUAAUUUUAGUUUGCACAAGUUGUAAUUACAAAUGUAAUUACGUUUUUUUUUAGUUAGGAAUUGGGAUCGAUUUUUUUUUUGCCACGGCCUGCUAGCUGGACGUCGUCAGCUGUAGAGGCCUGCCAAAAUUUAUUGUGUGACUGCGUUUUGAAUCACAGAUAAAUCAUCAUCAUCAAUCAUAGGUUGAGAUGGUUACUUAUGGGCUUUAUUUUAGAUUUCAGUCUUUAUCAGUACCCAAUGUUAUGUGCAAUUUAUUCUUUUUAGACUAACAUAAGUGCUAUGUAAUUUGAUCUCUGCUUAUGGGAUGAUUGAGUUAAGGGACCGCUACUUUUUAAAUCCUGUCAGCAUUUAAGGCGUAUGUUUAACUUGGAAAAAUGUUAUGCAGGCCAUGCUGCAAGACCAAAACAUUGCACAAUUGUUUAAACAGCUUGUAACACCUGUUACUUACCACUUUAUUGUAUUAUUUUCACUUAUAAAAAAGUAACACCUGUUACCAAACUUGUCUUAUUUCACUUUAUCUGUCAUCCAGCCACUAAAUAUAUGUACGUGACUUUGACGUGUCCGCAGUAAUCCAAUAAGAGUUGCAAAUGUUGACUUUUUACGGUUAAUCUUAAUUUACCGCUUAAAUGCGCGCUCACUGCAGUCUGUCCCAUUGAAGAGCAUGGACAGUGCAGGCUGCGCUUGGAACUAUGGAGGGGUACAUGAACCACGUGACCGCUCCGGCGGCUAGAUCGGAAGUUGUCGCCACUCUGUUUAAUCCACUGCUCUGGCCUGGCUGGGCCAUCCAGUUGCGUGAAUCACUUUCCGUUCCUUCACACAACGGUCUGGACUUCGGCCAAUUAGGAGCGAGUAUUAGAAAUCAGAAAAUAACCGGGUCAAUCAGUGACUGUGUUUCCACUGUUCCCCGGACAAAAGGGAAAGGCAGCCCCUGAUUGGUCCAUGUGUAGAUGGUGACGUCUAACACAUGCUGCGGGACUUUUCAAAGUGCCGUUCAUUCAGAAUGCAGUUAAUUCUGCAGUUGACUUUGCAAAGUCGGCAGAAAUCGUUUAUAUCCACAGAAGAAGACGUAAAAGACAUUGUUUGCUCGCACACCAAACUUUUACUUGAUGCUUGAGAGCCCAGCAGGGAACACAGUUGCGCACUGUGAUGAUGUCAGAUGUUUGGUUACGGUGAUUGGUUACAGAAGUCUGUCUAUCAAGGAAAGUACUUCCGCACACUUAGGGCUCCCAAUUGGCCGAAGUCCAGACUGUUGUGGAAAGGAACGGCAAGUGAUUCACGCAACUGGAUGGCCCAGCCAGGCUACCCUGGAGCAGGUUAGCCAUUCAGCGUACGUUGCCAUGGAGACUUGCCUCGCUGAGAAGUGAACCCACGCCGUAUAACAGGAAACCCUGAAUCCCUGAAACCCUCGAAGUAACCUCGCUAAACUGUAAUCCUGCUUCAUAGAAUAGGCCCCGUUCUACGACGCAGGUUCACUUUUUAGCGAGGCGAGUCUCCAUGGCAACGUUCACUGAAUGGCUAACCUGCUCCGGGGCAGGUUAGGUUCCAGAUUGAACUCACUGAGUAUAAAAACCCCGCCCACUGACCAAUGAGCUGUCUCGAAAAAUGGCUUGUCCGUUCUUGGAGGAUCCUAUAGACCUUGGUGCUGAGGUGCGGAGGAGCACUCAGCGCGUGAGACUUUUCCGGGACCGCACGGACCCACUCACUUUUCCGUAUGAACACCUUUAUGAAAGGCUCAUAUGGCCUACAAUCACACAAAAAAUGUAAACACGAUAGGAAUGAACAAAUGAAUGAAUUCAUCUUGGACAUUAAUUUGACAUGUCUGUUGCAUGUUAAAAGCGCAUGUUGAACAGGGCUAUAUCAGGGUGAUAAUGGCAUCAAAGAUUUAUUGCGCACUAUACUUCCGCAUUGAGACUGUCGGCAAUUUUCUGCAAACAUUCCUUCUGCGCUUUUGCAGCGGCGACGGUGUUGCUUUUGAGGUUUAUGAUAGAUUUGAACUCUUCCUGUUCCUCGUUUGUAAAGUACGCGGUCCUUCGCUCUCCGGCCUGCUCUGACGCUCCAGACUGGUCCAUGUUCGCGAUUGGUCAGAUGCGGCGGGCUCCGCCAUAUAUGCGUGCACGCCCUCAUAGCAAAGCUGGAUCCACUUACGAGGUUGAUAACCAGUGUCAUAAGACCGUUUAGUGAGACCGCUGACUACCGCGCUAAGUUGAACAAGGUAGCUCCAUGCCACCUCACUAGGUUGAACUUGCUUCGUAGAAUAGGCCCCAGAUUAGGAUGGCUGAAAUGGCGAAUCGAGAGCCAAAGACAAGUAAACUCACUAACGGAGGGGUAUUUUGUUUUGCGCCAGGCUGCUCCAACCAAUUUUACAACGGAGUCUCCACUGUUUAACGGAGAUCUGACGUAAAAUAACGGAGGGGAAAACAGUCAGCAUUAUCACUCAUCCAGCUCCAACAGGUUAAUAAUCCACUGGUAUUUUUCCUGUUUACAUCUUGUUUGAAUCCCGUUUACAACCUCGUGGUCAGCGCCUCAUCCAUUCACGUGAAAAUUAAAGUUUUUAGCGCUGUUUCUGGUCGGCCGGCUCAGUCGUUUAUUUCCUGGUCUUCUUCCACAGGGACAUGGAACACGUCUAGGUACUGAUGCGGUGAGUUAGUCAUGGCCUAUCUGGACCCGUGGUGGUCUGGACUCGGUACCAAGUCCACUGAUGCUCCUGCUCUCGAUCUCUCUCAGGACAUCUGAAGCUAAAUCGAGCUAAAACUUUAUUCACACAAUGUGAAUUGAUGAAACGUGCUGACCGCGAGAAACGGGAUGUGAAUUGUAUAGGUGGAUUAUUAAACUGCUGUGUCUGCUUGGAUGUGUGGUGGACAGAGUUAAGGACGUUUUAUAUUUUUUUAGGCCACGUUUCCUCCGUUACUUUAUAUCAGAUCUCCGUUAACCAGGGUGUGGUGUGAUGAGCUCCUGUGAAAGCUGUAGCUUUGUGAACACAGGUGGGUCUGUGUGGAUGAGACAAGACAAGUGUGUAGCUGAUGGAGUCUCUGGUGAUGAUGUUUAUACAGUUAAUAUCAAUGUUUUCUUCAGAUCGCUUCUGUGUGUGUGUGUGUGUGUGUGUGUGUGUGUGUGUGUGUGUGUGUGUGUGUGUGUGUGUGCGUGCGUGCGUGCGUGCGUGCGUGUAACGUUGUUACUGCCUCCUCCUCCUCCGCUUCUCCUUCUCGCUUACAUGGUCUUUUUCUGACCGGCUCAAAAGCAUACGCCAUCGGGUUGGCAGGAUAGAUCCAUCUCAAAUUCGUCCUCGGACAUCUUACCACUGAGCGAUUGAGUCACGUACACUAAUUACUAUUUCACCGCUCUGUUCCUGCACAACCGGUGACGUCACAACUGUCAUAAACUCAAGAUGGCGCUGUGCGCAUGUCGUAAAUACACUCUUCAAAGCGGUUUUCCUAUUAAACGGCUGAUUUUUUACACAAAUAUUACUUCAGAUUCUCUCCUAAUUGAUUUUUUACCAAGUGAGGAUGCCAAUGUGGUGUGUUUCAUGUCCUCUGUAAUGUUUUAACUGGAUAAAUGUUCAAUAUUUUAAUGUUUUAACCGAAUAAAUGUUUAAUAUUUCAAUGUUUAAACCGGAUAAAUGUUUAAUAUUUAAAUGUUUAAACCGGAUAAAUGUUCAAUGUUUAAUGUUUUAACCGAAUAAAUGAUAAAUAUUUUAAUGGUUUAACUCUUUUUGUUGAAGAAUCAUCAUUCAUAUCUUUAUAUUCUCUUUGCUCCUUCCUGCAGACUGUCUGCUCGUGUUUUUUUUUUUUUUUUUUUUUUUUUUUUCAAUUUAAUGACAUGAAACCAAAAUAAGUGGUUCUUUUAAACAUUAUCCCUCUGAGGCUCUAAUGACAUUUUUUUUCCAUUUUAGUUGACUUUUUACUAGGCCUGGACGAUAUAGAAAAAAAGCAUAUUGAUAAAAAAUAAAUCAUAUUGAUCGAUAUCGAUAAUUAUCAAAAAAAAUUUAACAUAUAUUUUAAUUGCAGCCCUGGAUGUUUUAUGCUAUUGCUUAAUGACCUACUUUUAAUAAAGAACACACAAGCACUGAAUUCAAAUUCAAACCUUUAUUCAACCACCUUUUUUUUUUAACCACAACUUACCACAAGUUUUUUUUUAAAAAGAACUUAAAAAAAAAGAAAUCAACUUAAGUGGCCUGAGUGACGUCAGUAAAUACUGACAAACAUAAAGACUAAAGUGACCACAAAAUCUGAUAAAUAAAUAUUUAAAUAGUCUUUUGAUGAAAAUAAACAAAACAAACAAAUAUAUAAAUAAACAGAAUAGCUUUAGGUGGGAAUAGCAUACUACCAGUUUUAACUGUGUGGGAAACUGCCCACAGCCUGGUGUCUGAACACUGAAAUAUUUCUCCCGGGGUCGGGAGAUUUAUUUUUUUUAAUUAUCAUGUGAUUGACUUAAUAUGCAAACUGAGCACGAGAAGCAGGACUUAUCCACGCCGGUGUUGUGUCGUAGAAUGCCCCCCUGCCGAAUGCCCCCCCCCCCCCGCUAGUAGUCAUGAUCCAAAUACUCGCGUCUUUGUAAAAUAUGAGCUCAUUUUCUUCCACUUUAAGAAGCUAAUGAGUGGACGGGAUGCAGGGGUGCAUUCUACGGCACAACACCGGAACGUAUUUCCUCGGCACCCUUCUCACCUUUUCAACCCCUGACCCAUUUUCACGCCUGAAGCGCUGUGUUUGAGAAAUACUUGCGGCCGGGCACUUCAUAUCGCGGGUCAAGAGUGGCUAGAAGCUGUUUGAAGCCAGGCUUUUCAACGGUAGUUAUUGGCAGUAUGUCCCUCGCUAUGAAGCAUGUUACUGCAUGGGUGAUGUCCUUAUGCCGCUUGGACGCUUUGUCGUAUUUUUGGCAAGAAACGAAGUCCAGUUUGAUCUGCUUUACUUGCUUUGUGCUGGUGCUGGCAGCGGUUCCAGAGGAUUCCGACGACGACGACAAAGUCGGACGACGGCGCGGCCGACACAGCUCGUACUCCUGCGGGUGCGACCGGUUUAGAUGGUAAAACAAGUUGGUUGUGUCACCAGACUUGGUUUUUACUCAUUCUCUGCGAAUUUUGCAAACGACCGCUGUUUGCUUUUUGUCAGACUUAUAAAAACCAAAAUAUUGCCAUGCUGGUGAACUACUGAAACCUUUUUUCGGGACAAUGUCCUCCGCUUCUCCUUGCUGUAACAUUUUUUCUAAUACACGUGCUGUCUGUUGUGGUUUGAGAGGGGCUGGGCUUGGUGCCGUAGCGUACCUGGGUCUGCGUUUGUGAUUGGUUUAGAGGAAGUAAUGACUGUAGUAAAAGCUACAUGAUAGGCUAUGAUGAAAAAAAAAGGGAAACUGUGUUUUUCUAUCGAACUUUUUAUCGACCCGUUUUUUUUCUAUCGCACCACACGUCUAUCGAUCGAUAUAUAUUGUUAUCGAAUUAUCGUCCAGCACUACUUUUUACCUUUCAUUUGUUGAUAAUUUUGGCUGUGUUAAAGAUGGGGUAGGCAGGAAUCCAUUGAAGAAGCAUGUUUUUUUGUGGUGUAUAAACAAAAAAAUCUUUUAAUAUCAGUCAAUAGAUUUUAGUUAUUGAUGACAUUUGGAAAUAUAACGAUAUCUCUGUGUUCUCUUAUCAAAAGAUUUACACAUCUCAUGUCUGUGUUGUCAACAUUUUAACAUUUUUUAGCGGUCUUCUCUUUCUGACUGUAAACAAAGAGUUCCCUACCUCCCCGACCUGAUUGGUUGUGAGUAGGCCUGCACGAUAUAUCGUUUGAACAUCGUCAUCACGAUGUACAUGUGUGCGAUAGUCACAUCGCAGAGCCUGCGAUAGUCACAUCGCAGAGCCUGCGAUAUCGGAGGUGAAUGAACUCCGUUAAUUUCAAGAGUAACUGACUGAGAUACACUGCAUGUGACUCUGCAUGUGCUGUGCAGCGAUCCACCAAUCACCUUCCACAGAAGAUGAAGACUUGUUGCCAAAAAGAAAAGGAAAGUCAGUUAUCUGGAAUUAUUUCGGUUACAAGAUGGAUAAUGUCGACCAAAACACGUCUUCUGUGUUCAUCUGUUGCCACAAUAACGUCCCAGAACAAUAAAAGCUAAAAAUAUCUCUGAGACAGACAUAAGCCAUUCUACAAACAUUCACAAAAAGAGGUAAGAUCAGUGCAGGUUAACUGUCCUCAAGAUUUCAGCAGUGCAGCAUAACAUUAAGUGCAAUUCAGGUCAUCUGGUGAAAAUUCCUGUAUUUUUUAAUAUCGCAAUAUAUAUCGCAGGGUUGAAAAAAAUCGCGGUUAUUUUUUUCCAAUAUCGUGCAGCCUUAGUUGUGAGGCAGACGCUGCUCCCCUAUGCCGUUCACGAGCCCAAACAAAGGUAGCGUGCUACAAUAACAAAGUUAGCGUGCUACAAUAUAUACAACAUACAAUAUGUGUGACAAAAACCCUGUACGUUUAGGUCCUUCAAUGGACAAAAAUGUCCAUCUCAUAAAAAUGCUAUAAAAAUAUUAUACAUUGAUAUUUUUUCACUUUUUUUUUUAACUUAAAUCUUUGAAUCAACUUCAGUCCUAAUCAUAACUACCAAUUUUUUAGUUAUUUUUUAUUCAAACAUAAACUGUUAUUUGGAUGAAUUAAAACAGUCUUUGGUAAUUAUUAAAAUAUUUCAAGUGUUUGAUGAUAAACUUUUAUUUGAGUGACUGAUAAAUAAGACACUGACACAGAUGAUACUACAGACUGUUUCAAAUCUGUGAAUAAUUUUCUGUUUUGAUCCUUUACUCUGUGAAACAGUUAAAACUAUAAAGACACUGAGGCUCAGAGAGUUCAUACUGGCGCUUUUAUUUUGAGAUCAGUCAGAGUCUCAGGUUGUUUCCUGUCAUCAGUGCAGGUAAAGUGAUCGGUCAUGAAGCUCUAACAGGUUUUUACUGAUCUUAACGUUCCGUCCUGAUUCAGUUUAAACCACAGUCCACCUCACCUGACGUCUAACAGGUGAGGUGGUCCCAGGUGAGACCACCAGACGUUAGCUCUGUGCGGGCACGUGUAUGUGUUAUGCAGCUGUGCACAUCAAACACACACAACUUUAUAUGUGUUUGUUACAGAUGAGCGUCUGACAGCAGAGCAGAUGGAUGAGCAGAGGGUUCAGAGCGUGGCGUAUCAGUACCUGUGCAGGUUGGAGGAAGCCAAAAGGUCAGUGAGAUCCUCAUGAGACCCUCAGACCAGGUCCGUGUGAUCAGGUUUGGGAUCAGGAUCAGGCUGUCUACACUGAAAACCAUCAAAGUCUUUGUUAAUUAAAGUUGUUUUAGUGUCAUAAAGACGUUAUUUUAGCGUUUGAUGUGGGGCACAUGUUAAAGCAGUCAAGAAUAAAAUCAAAUUUAUUAAAGUUCAAACAUAUAAGAACCUUGCUGAAUAUGGACUCAGUGAAGACAAAUAUGCAUGCAAUGAUAUUUACUCAUAUUUCUUACUGUUACACUACAUGGUCACAUACGUCUGAGAGUACUUAAAAAAAAAAUCAAGUCCCUCUUUAAGAGGACACUUCAAACUUCAGACAAAAAGCCUUUAUAUUACAGAUGUACUAAACCCUAACCUACAGUUGUGAUCAAAUUUAUUCAACCCCCACUGAAAUAAAGUGUUUUGGCCAGUUUGACAUUGAUUUUGAUGAUUUCAGUCAUCUUAUUUACAAUUAUAUCAAAGAGGCACUUAUAAAUCAGACAAAUAUAACAUAACAUUUAUGAUGAAAUAACCACAAAUGUCUUUUCUGUGCUCACAUCAUUAUCAGUUUUAUUCAACCCCCUAGUGACAUUAUUUUUUAGUACUUAGUACAACCUCCUUUUCAAGUUAUGACAUCUUUCAAGCGUGAAACAUAGCUUGACACAAGUGUCUUGCAGUGACCUAUGGGUAUCUUAGCCCAUUCUUCAUGGGCAAAAGCCUCCAGUUCAGUCACAUUCUUAGGCUUGCGCGCUGCAACUGCCUUCUUUAGGUCCCACCAGAGAUUCUCAAUUGGAUUUAAGUCUGGUGACUGCGAUGGCCACUCUAGAAUGUUCCAGCCUUUCAUCUUCAACCAUGCUCUAGUGGACUUUGAUGUGUGCUUCGGAUCAUUGUCCUCUUGGAAGGUCCAACGUCUCCCAAGCCGCAGGUUUGUGACUGACUCCAUCACAUUUUCCUCCAAGAUCUCCUGGUACUGAAGGGAAUUCAUGGUACCCUGCACACAUUGAAGCUUCCCUGUACCAUUAGAAGCAAAACAGCCCCAAAGCAUAAUUGACCCCCCGCCAUGCUUCACAGUAGGCAAGGUGUUCUUUUGUUCAUAAGCCUGGUUCUUCCUCCUCCAAACAUAGCGCUGGUCCAUUGGCCCAAACAAUUCUAAUUUAGUUUCAUCUGACCACAGUACACUGUCCCAAAACUUUUGUGGCUUGUCCACAUGACUUUUGGCAUACUGCAGUCGACUUUUCUUGUUCUUUGGAGUCAGCAAGGGGGUGCGCCUAGGAGUUCUGGCAUGGAGUUCUUCGUUAUGCAGUGCGCGCCUUAUUGUCUGAGCUGAAACUUUGGUGCCCACAUCUGACAGGUCUUUGUUCAGUUCCUUAGCAGUCACGCGGGGAUUUUUCUCCACCUUACGCUUCAGGUAGCGCACAGCAGUCGCGGUCAGGAUCUUCUUUCUGCCACAACCAGGUAGCGUUUCCACUGUGCCCUUUAACUUGAACUUGCGAAUGAUACUUCCGAUAGUGUCUCUUGGAAUAUUUAACAACUUCGCAAUCUUCUUAUAUCCAUUGCCAUUCUUGUGAAGAGAAAUAACCUCUUCUCGGGUCUUCUGGGACCAUUCUCUUGCCUUCACCAUGCUUGUAAACACACCAGUAGAUGUCUAGAAGGAGCUGAGUAUCACAGUCCUUUUAAAUCUGCCUAAUUGGUGCUUAUUAUGCUUGAUUGCUGCUCGUUGACAUCCACAGGUGUUUUUAAUACCUGAUUGAAAACACUGGAAUGAACCUCUGUUCUUAAGAGUGGUAGUUUUAAAGGGGUUGAAUAAUUGUGUCAAUGAAGAAAUCACAAAAAGCCCAUUUAAUACUUUAUGACAAAAACAAUUGAUGCUAUUUUAGUUGCAUUUAGUUCUUUAACAAGUCCUUGUAAGAUUUCAUUAUGAACACAAUUACAAACGUGCACUGAAUUCCAUAAAACCCUUCACAGCAUCGGGGGUUGAAUAAAUUUGAUCACAACUGUAUAUAUUAGAUAAUUAAAUUUACUUUUCCUCAUCGUCAGAUCGUAAAUCAGACUGUUUUCUCAGUUUGGAUCAUAAUUGAAAAGAAAAGAAAACUCUCAUCACAACCACGCUGGAUGACAUCACUGUGACAUCACUGUGACAUCACUGUCACUCACCUCCCCAGGUGGAUGGAGGCGUGUCUAGGCGAGGAGCUACCUGCUCCCACUGAGCUGGAGGAGGCGCUGAGGAACGGCAUCAUCCUCGCCAAAGUGGGUCAUCGAUUCGCUCCGAAGGUUGUCAACCUAAAGAAGAUCUACGACCCCGAGCAGCUACGCUACAAUGUAACACACACACACACACACUAUUGACUCACAAAGAAAUAUGUAUGUACUCUGUUAUUUUACAAAGAUCAUUGUGAUUUUGGAUUUUGGAUUAAAUGAGUAAACAGCCACGAUAAAAUGUUUGUGUGUUUGUGUGUGUGUGUGUGUGUGUGUGUGUGUGUGUGUGUGUGUGUGUGUGUGUGUGUGUGUGUGUGUGUGUGUGUGUGUGUGUGUGUGUGUGUGUGUGUGUGUGUGUGUUGAUCCAUCAGGCUGUGGGGCUUCAGUUUCGACACACAGACAACAUCAACCACUGGAGAAACGCCAUCACAUCACUGGGACUGCCAACGGUCAGUGAACGCACCAUAUCCUGAUCAGAACGCAGAUCAACUGAUUCAAAUUCAACUUUAUUUGUAUGGCACUUUUCAGACAAAAAGAUGCAGUUCAAAGUUCCUCACAGAGGCUAAAAACAACAAUGAAACAACAAUAAAACCUGACCCUCCCACCCACACACCCACCCAUGGACCCACACACACAGACACAGACACACACCCACCCUCACUCACCCACACAUACACACAAGCGUACACAAAGUGAGAAUUUAAUAUACAUUGUUAAAGAGACAUGGCCUGACGCCGAGACAUGACGUGAGGAAAGAGCUACAAAUGGUAAAAAAAGAGAGUAAAACCUGAUGGACUAAAACAAGAAAAUAAUAUUAAAUGAACAGAUAAGUAAAGGCUCUAUACCAUGUAAAAGGAGUAAAAACCUCUGUGAUGGGAAUUAAGACAAAGACUAAGAACAAUAACUAAUAAAGUGACAUAAAAGAAAUAUCAAGAACUUUGAUUAAAAUGAACAUUUGCAAUAAGAGAAAUGUAAAAAAGCAAUUAAUGAAAAGCUGAUCAGAGUGUUUGUUGGCUGAAGAAAAUGAUGAAAUCUUGUUUUUAGAUCUUUCACCCUGAAACUACAGACGUCUAUGACAAAAAGAACAUGCCAAGAGCCGUGUACUGUAUCCAUGCCCUCAGGUCAGUGUGUGUGUCUGUCUGUCUGUCUGUGUGUGUGUUAGUCUGUUAGUGUGUCCUUUAGUGUGUUAGUGUGUCCAUGGGUGUGUUAGUGUGUCCAUGGGUGUGUUAGUGUGUCUGUUAGUGUGUCUGUGUGUCCGUUAGUGUGUUAGUGUGUCUGUGAGUGUGCUAGUGUGUCUGUUAGUGUGUGAGUCUGUCGGUGUGUGUAUUUUUUUGUUCAAAUCCGUCUCACAUCCCCUGUCGCUUUGCCCCCCCUUUAGUCUCUUCCUGUACAGACGAGGUCUGGCUCCUCAGAUUCAGGACCUGUAUGGAAAAGUGAAGUUCACAGGUAAGUGGAUUAAACCCUCACAGUUCACUCGUUCAUGGUUUUCAGCUGGUCCGUAUUUUCGGGUCGGCUGUUUCUCGUCAACUCUGGACUUGAUUGAGAACAGUAGACCAGCAGCAUAGGAACACAAGAUUCAGAGUAUAACACAUACUUAAUUUAACUAAUAACAGAACUUCGAUAAAUUCACUUCUUUGUUAACAAGAGACUGAGACCAUAAACUCAUCAGGAAGAUGACGACAGAGGGAAUAAAUGAGCGGAGAAAUAAGAGACGGCUGUACAGUUACAUAGUGGAGUCGCCCCCUGUUGAACAUUAGAGAGAGUGUAGCGUCACCUAUUCACUAAUGCUUCUCCCGUUAUGAAUGUGUGUGUGCGUGUGUGUGUGUUCAGAGGAGGAGAUCAACAACAUGAAGAUGGAGUUGGAUAAAUACGGGAUCCAGAUGCCAGCGUUCAACAAGAUCGGAGGAAUUCUGGCCAAUGAACUUUCAGUCGACGAGGCCGCAGGUAGAGAGGCGAGCCCUGAUUGGUGCAGAGAAGAGGAGUUUAAAAUGAAGGAUGAGGGAAAGGGUUUAGGAGAGAUAGGAGAGGAGAAGGAGAUGAGAAUUAGGAGGAUGUGGUGACAGAGCAGAGAGGAAGAAAAGGAGAUACAGUUGGGAGUCACUGGAGGAGGAGAGGAGGAGUCAGUGACAUGGUCUGUUUUUUUUUCCCAUCAGUGCAUGCGGCAGUGAUAGCGAUUAAUGAGGCGGUGGAUCGGGGGCGUGUGGAGGCGACGGCGGAGGCUCUGAGGAACCCCAACGCGCUCCUCACUGACCUGCAGGAGGCGCUGAUGAGCGUGUACCAAGAGAUGCUGUGUCAGGCUCGGAGGAGGAAGGGAGAGUUGGCGGCCAGCAGGGUGAGAGCUGAGCUGUGAUUGCUCAGAGAGUUUGAUGAUUGUCCAAUCAGAGGGCUGAGUUUCCCUCCGCUCAGCUGAUGUCAUAAAAACAGGAUUUUUACAAUAAGUCAAUGUUAGAUCACUCCUUCUAAAGUGUGUGUGUGUGUGUAUGUGUGUGUGUGUGUGUGUGUGUGUGUGUGUGUGUGUGUGUGUGUGUGUGUGUGUGUGUGUGUGUGUGUGUGUGUGUGUGUGUGUGUGUGUGUGUGUGUCAGGGCGGAGGUCCUGAGGAGAAGGACAUCUAUGAGGAGUUUCUGACUCAGAAGGAGAUCCAGGAGAACAUCCAUGUCGUGAACAGUGAGUUUUUAUUUUAGCUGUUUGUGAUUCCCUGUGGAGGAAACCAAUCAAAUGUUAAAACUGUAAAUAUCAAUAUCAGAGGUCUAUGUAGAUUCUCAUUCAUCCAGGUCAUGGUUUUCUUGAAGACUCCAAAAACAGGCAACUGCACUGUGUAGAGUUGAGAAGAUGUUUCGCCUCUUAGCCAAGUAGCUUCUUCAGUUCUGAACUGAAGAAGCUACUUGGCUGAGAGGCAAAACAUCUUCUCAACUCUACACAGUCCAGUUGCCUGUUUUUGAAGUCUUCAAGAAAAUCAAUAUCAGAGAUUACUGACGAUUACACUCUGAUGUAUUGAUGAUCAGCUCGCUCUGCGGUGGAGCAGGUCGAUGAAGCUCUGGACUCUUCAGAUGAACUGGCUCUGCUCGCUGCUCUGAAGCUGCCAUGUUUGGCCCUCAAAGGCCUCCGCACUGACAACGGGCCCUGGUACCUGGAUCAGCUGUGUGCAGAUCGCCAGCAGAAGGCGCUGGUACGCACACGCACACACGCUUAUUUCUUAAUAACAUGAUCAUCUCAAACCUCUCACUCUCUCAUGGACCUCAGUUCAUGUUUGACACACGUGUUAUAAUCAGGUGACAUCAUACCUGUCUCAGCUGUUUACUGAUCAAUAACAAAUCUGAUCAAUCAUGCCUGAUCCACUGCCAGGUGUUUAUGGUUUAUUUUUCAGUCUUUAUAAUAUUUAUAACUAUAGGAAUCUUAAGAAUUAUUAUACAACAAUAUUAUUUAUUAUAUUGAUAAACGUGAUCAAUAAUGUUUUAACAAAGUAAAUCAAUAAUUUCAUAAUAAAUAAUGACAGAUACUGAAAAAUUAUUCAAUAAGAACAAUAAUGUUGAGUAAAACUAACAACCAAAAACAAAUCAUCACAGUAAUGAAGAUAAUAAUUAUAUUAAUAAUAAUAAUCAUGACAAUAACAAUAAUAAUAAUCAUGAUAAUAAACAAGAUAAUAUUAAUAAUAAUGAUGAUGAUGAUAAUAAUGAUAAUAUUAAUAAUAAUUGUAUAAUAUGAUAUUAAAAAUAAUUUUAUAAUAAUAAUAAAUAUAAUAAUAAUGAUGAUGAUAAUCAUGAUUAUAAUAAUGAUGAUGAUGUUAAUGAAAAUUAAUAAUAGUAAUAAUAAUAAAUAUAAUUAUUAUUAUUAUUAUAAUGAUUAUUAUAUUAAUAAUACUAAUUAUAAUAAUGACGAUAAUAAUGAUGACGAUAAAUGAAAUAAUGAUAAUGACGAUGAUGAUGAUGAUGAUAGUACUAAAGCAUCAGUUUUUUGGGUUUAGCAUUUAUUUAACAGUUGUGUGACCUUUGACCUCAGGAUCAGGGCUGUGUGGACACUCUUGAGCCUGACGAGCUGCAGGAAGGAGUGACCCUUGCCAACCGGGACGCCACCAGAGCUCAAGCAGGUGAGAUCGUCAUUUGGGUGUCUUUGACGACAGGCGCCACCUGCUGGGCAGCUGAACACCAAACAACAGACCAAAUACAAGUUUGUGUGUGUGUGUGUGUGUGUUUGUUUGUUUGUUUGUUUGUUUGUUUGUUUGUUUGUUUGUUUGUUUCAGUGCAUGCAGCGGUGCAGACCGUUAAUGCAUCCCUUCGUGGCAGUGACCCCCGGCACACGGUUAGCUGUCUGCUGACCUCUGAUCUCCAGCUGCCUGAGGUGUUUCCGUUCGCUGCGUCUCUGUAUCACCGAGAGCUGCAGCUGCUGCAGAGACAGAGCCCACAGGUACGCCUGACACUCACCUGUCAGACCGCACUCAGGGUUUGACAUCCAUCAGUAGGUUCUCUGUGCCUCUACUGUCCCCCGCUGGGUAAACAAAAUCCCUUCAUGAGAGGACGUGGUUGAGUGUGUUUGAUUCGUCUCCAACAGGGGGAGCUGCAGCAGGAGGAGCUGUUUGUUGCCGUGGAGAUGCUGUCAGCUGUUGCACUUAUCAAUCAGGCCGUGGAGGUGGGACACCUGCAGCAGUUCAGCUCCUUAUUGGUCAGUCUGUCUGCAGGGCUGUCAGAUGUGGACCCCACCCUGCUGGACAGGUACUCAGCUGUUUACCUGUGACCGAUGAUAUCAGCGUUUUAGUCAGGGAGGUUAAAUCUGAGCACCACAAAAGAAGACUUGACUUAAGGUCAGGCUGUCAGAAACUGAACCUCAGUCCUCGGAUCCUUUCAGGUACUUUGACGCGCUGUGCCGCGUGAAGCAGCAGGGAGGGAAACAGCUGCUCACCUGGAAUCACCUGCAGGAAGAAAUCAACAAAGUCAAUGCAUCAGUGCAGGACGAACACCUACGUACGAACACACAAAAACACACACAUCAGUACACACACCUGACCCCUCUUUGUGACCUCUGACUUCUCUCUGUGUGACCUCAGAGCUGCAGGUGUUGGCUCAAGUGAACCAGGCCGUGCUGAGAGGAGACGCCAAGCGGCUGCGCUCCGCUCUGAUGCAGCCUGAAGCCGAAGUGGAGCAGUUCAUACCUGAGAACACAUGCAGAUACCUGAGCCUGCUGAGCAACGCCCAGAAACACAAAGCACAGGUGAGCACACAAACACAAACAGGUACACACAGACACACACAGGUGAACACACAAACACACACAGGUGAACACACAAACACACACAGGUGAGCACAAACACACACAGAUGAACACACAAACAGACACACACAGGUGAACAUACAAACAGACACACACAGGUGAACAUACAAACAGACACACAGGUGAGCACACAAACACACAGGUUAACACACAGACAGGUAAACUAAAGGUAAAAUAAACAACACAAAGAGAGUCACACAGGUGAGCAUACCCGAGACUCUCGCUGAAUCCUAAGACUUUGUUCUGAAAUUAUUUUGGUAAUUAACUCUGAAGUCAGGUGACUUUUUCUGUCCAAAACAGGUGAGCAGAGACCCUGAGGCCGAGCUGUGGUUGGCUGACAUCCAGGAGACGGUGAAGAGAGCCAAUCAGCAGAGCCAGAGAGCUCUGAAGUGUGAGGCUCAUACACACUUGAUACACACUUGUCUGACACUCACACAGCAGAUAAAAUUUAUUUACUCUUGUGUGUGCACUCGCGUGUGUGUUUGUGUGUGUGUGUGUGUGUGUUCAGUGUGUCUGUCUGUAGCUGCAGUGAAUCAGGCAGUGAAGGAAAACAGAGCGAGUCAGACUCUGCGCGUUCUAAGUUUACCUGAAGUUCACCUGAAGGGAGUCAUUCCCACCUGUGCUGAAGAGUAUCAGAGAGAGCUGCUGCACCUGAUCACACACAGGAUACACACAGGUAAAACAAACACAGGUAACACAUACACACACAGGUAACUCACACACACAGGAUACACGCAGGUAACACACACACACACACGCAGGAUACACACAGGUGACACACACACCCAGAAUACACACAGGUAACACACACACACAGGUGACACACACACAGGCAACACACACACACAGGUAAGACAACACAGGUGACACAUACACAGGUGAAAGACACACAGGUGACACACAGAGGUAAUACACACAGAGGUAACACACACAGGAUACACACACAAACACAGGUUACACAAACACAGGUAACACAUAUAGGUCACAUAUACACACACACACACACACACACACACACACACACAGGCAACACACACACACACAGGUGACAAACACACAAUUAUCACACGUGACAAACACAGGUGACACACACAGGUGUAAGUUUCUUGUUCAUCAUGUCGUUUUUUUUCUGUUGGUGGUUUUUUUGUGUGUCAGAGGAAGACGCUUCAGGUGAGACAGGAAGUUCACACCUGUGCUGUCUAUGUUCAGGUGACAACAGGAGUCCGUGGGUUCGGUUCCGGCUGGAGGACGGAUCCUUUUACUAUUUCCACCUGACCCACCUGGAGGGCAGCUGGGAGAAACCGCAGGGAUUCAUCCACAACAGCGUGUUCCUGGACCAGGACCAGAUACAGGUCAGAGGUCAACAUCUGAUGUUCACCUGAGCAGAUGUCAUGGAGUGCAACUCAUAUGAUGUAAUGUCAUGUGAUGUCAUAUCUCCCCUGCAGGAAGUGGUCAGUGAUGUUUCGGGCUCAUACAGUCGCGGCGUCCUCUGGCGGAGCAGUGAAGCCCUGGUCGUUGGUCUACAGGCGGUUUGUCGGGGUUACCUGGUCAGACAGGAGCUGGAGGCUCGCCGGCGUUACCUGAUCAGUCAGACACCUGCUGUCAUCACCAUCCAGGUGAGAACAUGACUGACUGACAGAUUCAUCACAAACUGGAGAGUUUAAAGACGGCGUUACAACCUUUUUGAUGACUCACAACGUGGACUGUGUUUCACUCUCACGUGUGUGUGUGUGUGUGUGUGUGUGUGUGUGUGUGUGUGUGUGUGUGUGUGUGUGUGUGUGUGUGUGUGUGUGUGUGUGUGUGUUUGUGUGUGUGUGUGUGUGUUCAGUCUCACUGGAGGAGGAGUGUCCAGCGGAGGGCAUACAGACUUCGUCUGCAGUUUCUCUACAUGAACUGGAGAGCUGUUGUCAAGGUAACGGCGUGUGUUUUGUGGCGUCAUGACAGAGUCAAGUUUUCUGUGUUUCUGAAUCUUUGGUUCCUCUGCUCCUUGGUAAAGACGGAAACACGUCUGACAUGUGGUCCUCUGAGGUUUUGGUCCGGUUUUCUCUUGUUGUGAGUUCUUUUGGUUCUGUGGAUCAGGUCGUGUUUGUCUCCAUAUUUUCUGUUUGCGUGUUUUUGACAGAUUCAGUCGUUUGUGAGGAUGUGGCUGGCGAGGAGGAAAUAUCGAGCUCGGCUGAGUUUCUUCAGACGUCACGUGAGUUUCCCUCUGAGCCGGGCAGCAUGAAGACUGAGCUGCAGUCAUUUUUAUUAUUGCUCUAACAGCUUAAACUGUAGUGACUUAUUAUUUUACCGUUUUAAUAUCACAAACUUUAAACAUCUUUAAAGGAAUAUUCCGGCGUAAAAUUAAUUUAGGGUCAAACACACCGUAACACCGAGUUAGACACCCCCUCCAGAGAUGAAUGUUGCUGACCGCUUGCUUCUCUAGUUAUACCAACUUUAGUAACGAUCGCAGGAUAGCAAUACAGAGAGCCACGCGCUCAACCAAAACGCCGCUCUAUAGCCACAUCUUUUGACGGGGUGUCUAACUAAGUGUUUGACCCGAACUUAAUUUUACACCGGAAUAUCCCUUUAAAACUCUAAAAUCUCAUUCCGUGUUUAUUACAAUAAUCUGAACUCAGAGAUGAAGCAAAAGGAUUCCACUGUAUGUUGAACUAAUGUUCAAUUCAAACCAAUCAGAGACCAGCAUUCCUUUUGUGUAUUUCUCAGGUGUAGUUGUUCUGUGUCCACAGGUGGGCGCUGUCAUAAAGAUCCAGGCCUUCUUCAGAGCUAACCGUGCUCGAGACGAGUACAGGAUGCUCGGUGAGUUUCCUAACAAGGGGAAACUUAAUGAGGGUCCUUUAGAUCAUCAGAACUGUUACUGAUUAAGCCCCUCCCCUUACAUAUUUCAGUGCAUUCGGCCACGCCCCCUCUGUCUGUGGUCAGGAAGUUUGUUCACCUGCUUGACUUGGGUGACAGUGACAUCAGAGAGGAGGCGGAGCUUCUGCGUCUGAGAGAGGAAGUGGUGAGGAGCAUUCGCUUCAACCGGCAGCUGGAGGCAGACCUGAACCUGAUGGACCUGAAGAUCGGUUUGCUGGUCCGCAACCGGGCCACGCUACAGGUGAGUCAAUUGUACCCAGAGGUAGAUGCCACAAAGCAGGUUAUCACACUGUAUGAGAAAACACAUACAUAACAGGUAAGCACACAACAGGUAAAGGCUCUACAGGUAAGAACACUACAGGUGAACACAAAACAGAGAAGCACAUGACAGACAAAAUAAUGACAGGUGAAGACCCCUCAGGUAACCACACUCCAGGUAACUGUAAAUGAGGUAAUUAGCACAUGUUAAUAUGCUACAGGUAUUUAUUAUUAAAAGUUAGUCUAGGUAGAAUCACUGUAGGUGAUUUGAGAACAGGUAAAAAUACAAAGGUAAGGUACAUUUCAGGUAAAUACUCCUCAGGUGAACUUGGUACAGGUUUCUACAUCACAGGUUCUUAAAGGGGACCUGCCAUCAAAAUUUCAUACCCAUUUUUAUCAUUUUUUCAUAAUCCUUGAUGUCCUCUGAUCAUGUUUGCAACAUAAUUUUAGCUGAAAAGUUAUUUGAUGGUUUGUUUUUAGUAUGCCUAAAAAACCUUACAGGAAAACCAACUGAUUUUGGCUCGUUAACAUUUAUGGUAAUGAGCUUUGCUCUGAUUGGCUCAGCAGUGGAGGUUCGGAUUUCAGUUUAUCCAUUUUGCUAAUGUGUGCUAAAGUAAGGUGCCCAGAUGUCUGUAAUGAUAUCCGGGGAUACUCGGUGCGGCGGGGCGGGGAGGGUGCAGGGGCUGCAGGGGCUGUGUGAUCACAGACAAAAUCUCGGUACUAUUUAGUAGCAGCACAUGCCCCUUGUAAUAACCCCCGUAAGAACUGUUUUUCAGGACUGCUUACUUGUGCUUCCUACCCAUUCGGCUACUGUAAUAACCGUUGUUCGAGCCCACACGCAACAUUUUUGCUCUCAUUCAUGAAACGCUUAAAUCUGGGACAGCUUUUGCCCGGGACAGGUCAUCCAAUACGGGGACUGUCCCCGGAAAUCACGGACGUCUGGUCACCUUAUGCUAAAGGCAAAAAAUGGCAGGUAUUAAACCAUAUAUUUUAGACCCCGAGUCCGAAGAGGAGGUGGAAGUUGAAGAAGAAGCCGGAGAUCUCCAGCGGUGUUUUCUCAUUCAUUCUGCCCAGCUUUAAGUUCAUUUUCCCAGCAGUGAACCUAAGGAAACACCGGUCGUUUGGAAGAGACCCAUAGCGGAUACAGUGGUAGCUGGGUCUCGCUCUGGCUGGAGAGUGAUGUUGACUGUGAAUGAGUACGAGAACGAGAGAGUGGGCGCGGCUCACCGAGGACGCACUCGUGAAUAAUAAUGAGCAAGGUCAGCGUGACGUCAAAAGGACCUGCUUUUUCAAUUGGCCUGGUUUACCCGUUCCUUUAUUUUAAACCUUUAUAGAAUGCAAGCAACGUAAAGGUUUGUUUUCACAUUUACAACAUAAGACGAACAUAAUAUGGACCUUAUCUGACACAAAAACACACAAAAUUACAUUUUUGAUGGCAGGUCCCCUUUAAACAGGUAAACAAAGAUUAUCUCUAAACAAAGGUGGAGAAGGAUGGUAACACUGUAACAGCAGCAACUAACAUGAGAAUAACUAAGAAGACGAAAUCAUGUUCCAAGAACUUGAGUCUUAGACUCCGCCCUCCUCGUUAGUGUUAAUUAGUUUCUCUGUCAACAGGAUGUGGUGUCUCACUGUAAGAAACUGACAAAGAAGAACGCUGAGCAGCUGUCGGAUAUGAUGGACAUGGAGAGAAACAAAGGCCUGAAGGCUCUGAGCCGAGACAGGAGGGACCGACUGGAGGCGUACCAACACCUGUUCUAUCUGCUACAGGUAAGAUUCAAAAACACCAGGGUCCUCAUUUAUCAACCGUGUGUACGCACAGAUGUGCUUUUGUAAUGAGUGCGUACGUACAUUCCCACGUAAGGUCUGGAAUUUAUUAACCUGUGCUUGUUGUUAGGAACAUGAGUAAAUUUAAGCCCAAUUCUGGGCAUGCUUACACACAAACCCUAGUGGUAGAACAGUGAAACUACAACUAGAACCCAUUAAAGGAGUCACAGCGUUCAGCAAUCUCAAACUUCACACAUGUUCUCUGUUCCCUCUGUACAAAAUUGAUCAAUUAGUUAUUUAUCAGACAUUUGGAAUGAUUGGUGUGAAAAGCUAUAAAAUCAGCGGUGACAGGACAACCUCACAAGAAGUCUUAUAAGUACAAAUACAAAUACAAGUAUCAUGUCUUAUUUUGGACUAUUGGCGGACUUGGAGAAGUGUCUGCUCCUCCUCAGGGAGCGCGUUUCCAAAGAGCAUGCUGAUCUGUUCAAUGAGAAGACAGAGUGGAUUCUCAACAGGUACCGCUUCCCUGAAAACAUUUGAAUGGAUUUUUGAUCCGUGAUUUACAACCUGUGUUGGAGCGAGAGACAAAACACACCAAAGCCAUCCCAGUGACCAUCCAGCUCCUGUCCACCCUAACUCGAACGUUUCAGCCUGAGAUCGGAGACAUAUACAACAUUUCACAUCCAACACUAAGCAGAAUCAUGUCGGCAGAGUUGAAUGCAAUAAUUUCUCUGACCUCAGCUUACAUCCAGUUCCCAAACACACAUCAGAAACAAGCUGAAAUAAAACAAGGAUUUCACGCCAUCACUGGAUUCCCAAACAUAAUUGGAGCCGUGGAUUUCCCCACAUCGUAAUAACAGCACCUUCACACAAUAAAUUCAGUUUAGUCAACAGGAAAAGAUUUCAUUCAGUCAAUGAUCAAUAAUCUGAGAUGAACAUAUGGAUCUGUUAAACGUUGUCCUGAAGGAACGCACGACACCUUCAUUCUGCAGAACAGCUCUGUGAGUGUACACCUCCAUGAUUUCAGCGAGGGGGAAAAAAUCCAUUCAGGCAUUUUUAAAGGGAUUGUUGAUACCAUAUAUGGUCAAUUGGAGGCCUUUCUGAAUGUAAAUGACCCUAAUCAUGAACAAGCACGCUAGGAAAGAACAGGUAGGAUUUAUCAUCACCGAUUACUUACUAGUGUGCGUAUGACCGGUAUCCACAUGUUUGAGAAGUACUGAUUUUUUUCUUACGCACAUUCGACAUUUCAUUCCUACGACAGAAAUUACAACCUUUUCUACAUACCACUGAGAAAUGAGGACCCUGGACUAACCUCGCCGCUGUGUUUGUGUGUGUGUUUGUGUGUUUUAGACCCAGCCCCUGUACCUGGCUCAGCUGAUCUUCCUAAUGCCUCAGAGCCGGUCCACGGCCUUUGUUGAGAUGCUGGUCUUCAGUCUCUUUAAUUACGGCUCGGACCACAGGGAGGCGUACCUGCUGCUGCACCUUUUCACUGAGGCUUUGCGCUACGAGAUCAGGUGACACACAGACACACCUGCAGGCUGAUGAACCAUGUGACUGUGAUGUCAUCAAUAACAGCUGAUCGUCUCUGAUGUCAGGCUGAAGGUGGAGCAGCCCAAGGACGUGGUCACAGGAAACCCCACCGUCAUCAAGAUGCUGGUGAACUUUUACCGCCAUGCUCGUGGUCAGAACGCUCUGAGGGACGCUCUGGGUCCAGCUCUAAAGGACGUCCUUCAAGACCGGACCAUCAGCAUCCGGACUGACCCUGUGGAGGUCUACAAGACCUGGAUCAACCAGACUGAGACCCAGACCGGGACCAAAAGGUCAAAACCAACAAAAGUAUUCAGAUGCAUAAAUUCACUGCAGGUGAUUUUUGACCCUUCCUGCUCUCCAUACCUGACUCACCUGAGUGUCUCUGCAGCUCUCUGCCAUAUGAUGUCACACCUGAAGACGCUCUGGGUCACCCUGAAGUCCAGAGACGCAUCGAUGUCGCCAUCAUCAACCUGAAGAACCUGACCGACCGAGUGCUGAAGGCCAUCACCUCCAACCUCCACAAACUACCGUGAGUUACACCUGCUCACCUGUUCACCUGCUAACCUGUUCACCUGCUCACCUGUGUACCAGCUUACCUGUUCACCAGCUCACCUGCUCACUUGUUCACCUGCUCACCUGUUCACCAGCUCAGCUGCUCCCCUGUUCACCUGUUUACCUGCUCACCUGUUCACCUGCUCCCCUGUUCACCUGCUCCUCUGCAUACCUGCUCACCAGCUCACCUGUUUUCAUGCUCACCUGUUCACCUGCAAACAAACACACCUGAACUCCCCUCCUGUAUGUUGAUCAUGUUCAAACACGACCGCCUGCACAGACUGCUGUAAUCGUCACACCUGUACCUCACAACUCGACCUUCUUAGUUUGAAACACUUCAUCAUCACCUGUUGACCCCGUUACCUGCCACCCGUCUCCACCUGAUGAUGUCAGUGAGUGUCAGGUGUGUAUUUUUGUGUAUUGUGUGUUUCAGGUAUGGUCUUCGUUACACAGCUAAAGUUCUCAGAGAUGCUCUGAGGGACAAGUUUCCUGAAGCCCAAGAUGACGACCUGUACAAGGUGAGUGCCAGGGUUUAGACCAUGCCUCCUUUUAUGUAACCACGCUCCUUUGUUUCAGGCGUAUCAGAGGUUUUUGACUCUAACCCCACCCUACCUCAGAUCGUAGGUAACCUGGUCUACUAUCGCUACAUGAACCCAGCUGUCGUGGCUCCUGAUGGUUUUGACAUAGUGGACCGCUCUGCUGGCUCCGCCCUGCAGUCAGAACAGCGCCACAUACUGGGCUCCAUCGCACGCAUGCUGCAGCAUGCCGCCGCCAACAAACACUUCCACGGAGACGGUUACCACGUCCGAGUGCUGAACCAGUACAUAACCCAGACCCACAGCCGCUUUAGGUCUGAGUCAGAACUUCUUUCAUUCAAAUCCACGUCCACCUAAACACGCUCUAGUGUGUGUGUGUGUGUGUGUGUGUGUGUGUGUGUGUGUGUGUGUGUGUGUGUGUGUGUGUGUGUGUGUGUGUGUCAGAACUCCUUUCAUUCAAAUCCACGUCUACCUUAACACACUCUAAUGUGUGUGUGUGUGUGUGUGUGUGUGUGUGUGUGUGUGUAUAAACAGGAAGUUCCUGUCAUGUGUGUGUGACGUCCCUGAGCCUGAGGACAGAUUCAACAUGGACGAAUUCUCUGAGCUGCUCAUCGUCCACAAACCCGUGGUCUACAUCUCUGUAGGCGAGCUGCUGAACACACACAAGGUAACACACACACACACGCACACACACAUAAUCAGCAGGACUGUGUCUUGGGUCAAACACACCGUAAUACUGAGUUAGACACCCCCUUCAGAGAUGAAUGUUGCCGACCGCUUGCUUCUCUAGUUAUACCAACUUAAGUAACGACCACAGGAUAGCAAUACACAGCGGUCUGAGGUGCUAUAAACAAACCUCAACCAAAAUGCCACUCUAUAGCCACAAAUAAUGCUCAGAACAGCACCUAACUUCAUCAACAGUACAUAUAGGGUCCCAGCCAUAGUACUAGCCACCAAACAUCUUUUCAACUUGGCAAAGAGACUAAACACAACUCACCUACUCUCUUCCAGCAGCCGCUUGUUUGUAGCGAGACCUCAGGCCAGUCCAUUACGGACUACAGCGGGGUGACGCAGCACAAGGAGGAACAUUUAUAAUCAUCACUUUAUCAUAUCCUUGAAGUAAUCGCCGAUUUUCGCCGAUAUUUUCAGAAAUAAAAUGCGGAGAAUAAGAUUCGGUUUCACUUUGAAAAUGUUCCGCCAUUUGAAAAGUUCCCCAACUUAUCCUGUAGAUGGCGCAGCGAUCUCAUGACAAUCUUCAUCCACUUACUAGUAGUUGCAAACGCUUUUCUGGUCCAAGUUUGAUCAGUUGGUCUUUCUGUUGGCGUGAAGAGCAGUAGCCUACAGUAUAUCUACAGUAUAUAGUAAUACUGUAGAUGUCUACAGUAUAUAUGUAUUUUUUAUAACUUCAUAAAAAAUCGUCUGAUUAAUGGGAAUCCCCCCACAAUAAUUGGCAUCGGCCCCAAAAAUCCAUAUCAGUCUGGCUCUAUUUCCUAGUACCUCUAAAAGUUGCGUGCGGCAGAGACGUUUUCGGAGCUUUAAUAACAGAAAAAAACGCUUCAACAGUGGCCAGUAAUUACACACGCACAUCAGAUAGAAUAUGUGUACACUUUGCGAAGUGAUACAUAUCAAACAAAGAACAUAAAGCACAGUCAACAAAAUUUACGCCUACCUAGGCUCACCUCUCCACCCCAGUGCAGGUGAGACCACCCCUUAUAUAACUUAGUGGCUUUCAAACACAGCCCCACGUGACCCAAACCCAACGAAACCAAAGGUAACCAGACAAAAGUAACUGAACACAGGAUAACCGAUCAGCAAAGCAACAUUAUGGCUCCUACACUGAAGUUAGGUGCUGCUCUGAGCAUUAUUUGUGGCUAUAGAGUGGUGUUUUGGUUGAGGUUUGUUUGUGGCUCCUCAGACCGCUGUGUAUUGCUAUCCUGCAGUCGUUACUAAAGUUGGUAUAACUAGAGAAGCAAGCGGUUGGCAACAUUCAUCUCUGGAGGGGUUGUCUAACUCGGUGUUGCUGGGGUUUGAUCCUAAAUUAACUUUACGCAGGAAUAUCCCUUUAAUGAAUCCAGCUCUGAUUCAUCCUCUCAUUCAUGUUCAUGUGUUCAUUUCUCAGUUGUUGUUGGAGCAUCAGCAGGUUUUGUGUCCAGACCCCUCAGACCCCCUCAGACAGCUGCUGAAUGACCUGGGACCCGUGCGCACCCUGCAGGAGCUCACUGGUACUGCAGCACUGACACUCACUGAUGUCCAGGGAUCCCUGGUCCUGGUCCAGCUAUUAAUCCUGGUUCUGGUUCUGUGUGUUUUCAGGUGAGCUGUCUGCUGAUCCGGGUUCAGAGAGUAAGACGGAGGUUUCUCUAAUGCUCACCAACAAGUUUGACGUCUUCAACGAGUCAGAUGACAAGCAGGACGCCAGAGCGCUGCUGCUCAGGUAGACCAGCGAGUUAGUAUGUUAGCUUUAUCUGCUCAGGUAGGUUUAGACAAGGCUGUACUGAGCAUGCUCAGUUAUAUCAGCUGAAUGGUUUAUUUCCUGUUUUUCAGCACAAAGCAGCUGAUCAUCGACAUCAUCAGGACUCAGCCAGGCGACUCUCUGAGCCAAAUCCUCAGAGCAUCUGCAUCACAUGACCAGGUACACACACACACACACACACACACACACAGAUUCAAGUAAACAUCAGGUAACCAUCCUUUCCUUCACAGCAAGCGUGUCACGAUUGGCUGGUGCAGCGGCGUGCUCGUCAGGACGCCCGCACGCCCGAUAAGCUGAAGAGGAACCAGUCGCUGGUUGCUAAUGGCAACCUGAGUUUGGAGGAGAAGAAGAGGAAGAUCGUGAGGAGUCUUCGUCGUCUGGAGGGGCUCGGGGCUCUGAGACCACCACAGACUGAGAACCAGAUCCUGACCAUGAUUGCCAAGGUGAGCUCACCUGAGCCAGUAACAGACCGCUGAUGGUGGACCGCCAUGUCCUUCACAAGCCACCAUACUAAGGCCGCAUGACCAGGGAACAACCAAUCAGAGUGUAGCUGAUUUUAACAAACGAAGUGAUAAUUAGAGUUUCAAAAUAAGACACACUUGAUUGAUAAUGAAUGAUUAAAACCCAGCACAGGCUUUUAUUUUGAAGGUCCACCAUGACUUAUGAGGGUUUAUUUUUUUGAAGGUUUUACUCGUAACAUUUGGCUUUAAUUUGAACAGUUUAUCUAACUUUAAAGGAUUUGGAAACUCAGGCUUUUAAUCUGAAUGUCUGAAAAACUCAUCAAGGCAGUAAAUAUACAGUUCUGACUUUAGUCCUACAGGCUUUUAUUUUGAAGGUCCUAAAUAGCUCAUACAGACUUUUAUUAUGACGUUUACAAAAAAGGCAAGUACAGACUUUGGGCUUUUAUUCUGAAAGUCAAACAUUAUCAUUCAGGCUUCAUCCUGAGGGUCGAACAUUACUUUAAAUGGACAGAGCCUUUUAAUAGAGAGAGCAUGAGCGAGAGAGCGAGCAUGAGCGAGAGAGCGAGCGAGUCCCUACUCCUAGCGAAGACCGAAGCCCUUCACGAGGCAAAUCAAACAAUUACCACACUCCGUAUCCAAAAACUGUCCGAGGAACUUAAAUCAAAAUCUACACUACUCACAACAUGUAUGGAUGUGGCCCACCAGCAAUCCCUCCACCUGUUCUCCCUCCAAGCAACCCUCCAGGACACGCUACCCUGGGAGCCUCACAGCCCAAAGACCUCAUCCCGACCGCCAUCCACCACAGCACCCAACCAGGACUCAAGCUGGACUGAAGUGAUCACUCGAAGUAGGAAAACCAACAACACCAUCCCCUGGAACCCAGCCGGGCCUACCUCAAGCUCCACGCCGAGCAAUCCACUGCUCCGGUCCGAGAUCCUCGCCGGCAGUAGGACAAAUCCCUCCAACGAUGCCUCUACAGUCCGGUUGGCCCUCUCUAACCGCUUCUAGGCCCUUAUGCAUCCUCCUAAGCCCGACAGCACCAGCCCGAACCAGUCCCCUCUCCGCGAUGACGUGGUGGCGUCCUUCACAGCGGCUGCCGAAGCUCACAUGGCUCCUACACGGCCACCCGGCAGAGUCCCCGGACCUUCGUCCUCGUCCACCGAUGUCUCCGUGGCGUGCCGGCCCGACGAUCUUCUGGCGACCAGCUCCCAGGCGUCACCGGGCGCUGGUGCGAAGAACACCUCCCUUCCGGCGUGCAGGGGGAUUCCCGUGUGGCCUGGCACUAGCGGAAGGGGACCCCUCUCCGUCAGUGCCUGGUCGCGCGGUCUCCCGGGAACCGCCUGGACCACCGCUCUGAGAGCCGGACCGCGUCCUCAGCCGCCCGCAAGAGGUUUCUCCGAGAGGCAGUCCGACGGAACUCUGCCGGGCCCGCCACCGCCGCCCCGGACGAAAUGGCAGACCAUCCCCGCUGCUGCAGGAGUCCACUGCACCGCCGAAUUCUCGCAGCCUGGCCAUCAGCUCUGCUUCGGGUACAGGAGCCAUGCAACCCCCGCCGCUGUUUCCACCCACCACCUUGAUCGUCGGUGACAGCAUCACACGAGGUAUCCGUUUUUUCAAUGCCAUCACUCGUUCUUUCCCCGGUGCAACUGUCGCCGACAUCACGACAGAACUCCCCGUCUUCUCCAGUCACUUCCUCCCUCUAUCCACCGCAUCAUUGUUCACGUCGGCACCAACGACACGGCUCACAAACAGUCUGAACUGACCAAAAGGGACUUCAAAUCACUUCUCCACAUCCUUCAGUGCAGCGGCAAAUCUCUUUAAGUGGUGUGCUACCAACGCAUUGAUUGUUUUAGCCACCUCCUCAGCCUGAACUCCUGGCUUCGAUCACUCUGCAGCACCUCCUCCACCCACUUCAUUGACAAUUUUAAUCUGUUCUGGAACCUAUCCCCAUUUUUCUCCCAUGACGGACUUCACCCAAACAAACUGGGCUAUUACACACUUACCGCUAAUAUCCAACACCACAUACACACCAACUGACUAGCAUUGUUUACACUCUCUCUGUCAUCCUCUUCUUCCUUGCCUGUCACUACCCCACCUGGAAACAGCGCCCUCCAGAGCCCCCCCUCCGAAACCCUCGCCCUCACCAUCCCCACCACCGGCUCCCCCAACAGGCCCCAACUGGUACUGCACACCAAUCCCAUUGCCUCCACUACAGCAAGCUCCCCCUCCCGACCCAAACAGUUACUGCACCCUCCAAUCACAGAGACUCUUUGCCAUUCUGUCAUCUCACCAGGAUCUCGCCACAGCUUUUUCAUUCAAACAAUCACAUCUACUAGAUCCUCCUGCUCAAAUCCCAUGCAUGCAAAACAAAGGACAAGAAAUCAAACAAACCUCCGCUGCCUCACUGCCCACCCCACAGCCCCUUCCCCUGAAGAUGGCCCUUCAAAACACCCGCUCCCUCAACAAAAAAGGACACAUCCUGGCUGACUUUUUUAACAGACAAUAACCUGGAUUUCCUCUGUUUAACUGAAACCUGGCACAACCAUCUCGAUCUCUUCCCACUAAACCAAGCCACGCCCCCCGGUUACUCCUACCUGCACCAACCCCGCCUCACUGGACGAGGCGGUGGCGUCGCAUUCAUCCACAAGUAGACCCUCAAGACCACCCCCAUCCCCACCCCGUCUGUUCACUCAUUUGAAAAUAUUUCUGUCAAACUCCCCGGCCCCACCCCUCUGGUUAUUGUCACCAUCUACCGCCCUCCAAAGCCCCACCCAUCAUUCCUUUCUGAUUUCUCUGAACUGGUCACCCAACUAAGUACCAUCUCAUCCUCUGUCCUGCUGCUUGGAGACUUCAAUUUCCACAUCGAUAACCCCACCUGCAAACAAGCCUCUGAUUUUCUGGAUCUACUCGACACCCUCAACCUCACCCAGCAUGUACACUCCCCCACCCAUUCCCACGGCCACACCCUCAACCUCAUCUGCUCCACCGGCAUCUCCAUCCACCAUCUCUCCACCAUCAACCUCUACAUAUCUGACCCCCCCGCUUCACAGUGAAAAACGACUUAUCUCCUUCAGAAAUCCAUCUCGCCACAGGACCUCUCCGCUUCCCUAUCUACCACCCUCACUGCAUCCCCUCCCCCACCUCCUGCUAAACUUCAUCCACUCCAGCUCCAGCAACCAAAAGACUAUUUUCACCACAGUCAAAAAACUUCUCCACCCCAUAGACAGCAUCUCCACCACCUUCACCCCGGAAAAGUGUAACUCAUUCCUCUCCUCUUUUCAAACCAAAAUCAACACAAUCUACAACUCCCUUCCCCCACCUUCCAUUCCCAGCUCCUCCCCUCCUCCCCUCAUCCCAUCAGCACUCUCCCGUUUCUCACCUGUUUCUCCAAAUGACGUGUCCAACAUCAUCUGCUCCAUGUCAUCAUCCACCUGCAUCCUGGAUCCCAUCCCAUCCUCCCUCAUCAAGCACUGCCUCCCUGUCAUCUCCCCCAUCAUAACACAGAUCAUCAACUCCUCCCUCAACUCUGCCACUGUUCCCCCUUCACUCAAACUGGCCGCUGUCACCCCCAUCCUCAAAAAACCUGGACUCAACCCCGACGACAUCAAUAACUUCCGGCCCAUCUCCAACCUCCCUUUCCUGUCGAAAAUCCUUGAACGAGUCAUUGCAUCACAGAUCAAAGCCCACCUCAACAAUAACAAUCUCUAUGAACUGUCUCAAUCAGGAUUCCGCACCCAUCACAGCACAAAACUGCCCUCAUCAAAGUCACAAGUGACCUCCUCAUUUCUGCUGACUCCGGCCAACUCUCCAUCCUCAUCCUCCUUGACCUCUCCGCCGCUUAUGACACCAUUGACCACGCCAUCCUCCUGUCACUACACUCCCUCCUCAAUAUCACAGACACUGCUCUCAACUGGAUCCAUUCAUAUCUCACAGAACCGAAUCACUUCAUCCACAUCAACAACUGCUCCUCCACAACUGCCCCCGUGUCCCAAGGUGUCCCCCAGGGUUCGGUGCUUAGUCCUCUCCUCUUCAUCAUCUACCUCCUCCCUCUCGGCCACAUCCUCCGUCAACACAAUCUCCAUUUCCACUGCUAUGCUGAUGACAUUCAAUUAUAUAUCUCUUCCACCUCCAUCACCCCCCAGACCCAACGCUCCCAACUGCCUCACUGAUGUCAAACACUGGAUGGACAGCAACCUUCUAAAGCUCAACUACGACAAAACAGAUCUCAUCAUCAUCGGCCCAAAAUCCUUCACCUCCACAGUCACAAACUUUCAUUUCUCCAUUAAAAACUCCACCCUCUCCCCCUCCCCCCACUGUCGCAACCUUGGUAUUCUCUUUGACAGCAACCUCACCUUCACGCAUGUAAAGCAAAUCACCAAAACAGCCUACUACCACCUCAAAAACAUUGCCUGCCUCCGCCCCUCCCUCUCCUACUCUGCAGCUGAAACCCUCAUACAUGGAUUCAUCUCAUCCCGUCUAGGCUAUUGCAACAGUCUCCUCCAUGGCACUACCUCCACUCUCCUCAAUAAACUUCAGCUCAUCCAGAGCCCUGCCGCCCGCCUCCUCACCCAUACACGCUCCCACCAACACAUCACCCCCGUCCUCCAGAACCUUCACUGGCUCCCCAUCCCCCAUCGCAUUCAGUACAAAAUCCUCCUUCUCACCCACAAAGCACUCCACAACCAGGCUCCCCCCUACCUGCAAGAUCUUCUCCACCCUUACAUCCCCCCGCACCCUCCUCCGCCAAUGCCAACCUCCUCACAGUUCCCUCGACCAAGCACCGAACCUGGCGGGACAGAGCAUUCUCAGUCGCCGCCCCCACCCUCUCGAACUCACUCCCACUGGACCUCAGAAACUGCACCAACCUUACCAGAUUCAGAACCCAGCUCAAAACCCACCUUUUCCGCACUGCUUAUCAUCAUCUUCCUUAGCCCCAUAAACCCAUCCGUCCCUUUAAUUCCAGGACAUCCGCCAACAGCGUCUGCACCGUCAGCGGCGAGGGACGGAGCUUCAGAAGCUUCGUCAGACCCUUGGUAGUUUGCAGGUGAAGAGCAACUUCCACAGUGAGCAGGUGGACUUCUACAGACAUUACAUCACUUCCUGUUUGGACAACCUAACGGCCAGCAGGUACACACACACACAGUUUUUGAAGUUUUCUGAAGUUGUGUUUUUGUAUGAUACACUCACACACACACUGUGAUUGUGUUGUCCAGUAAAUCAACCAAUAAGAAAGCAGCAGAAAGCAAAGGGAAGAAGAAGCUUCCUGCUCUGAGCUACAGCGCCGCCCGGCUGCAGGAGAAGGGAGUGCUGCUGGAGAUCACUGACCUGCCACACACACAGUAAGAACACACACACAGAUACUUGAGGGUUUGUUGGUGUCAUUGUAAACAUGUGAAACCGUCUCAUGUGGAUCGAUCCAAACCAAACUCUUCCAGGUUCAAGAACGUCGUCUUUGACAUCACACCUGGACCUGAGACAGGAAGCUUCAAAGUAAAAGCACGGUUCCUGGGUGUGGAGAUGGAGGAGUUCCCGUUCAAAUACCAGGUAACACCAUCCAGGAUACUCCAGGAUAAGUCCUGAAAUCAGGUAGAACCAGGUACAACCGGACUAAAACCAGACAAAUACGGACUAGAACUGAGUUUAGAUAGGGCAGAAACCCCUCUGUUAAACCAUGAAAAAAAAUGUUCAUAAUCUGGACACAUCUCAGCUAAACAACACGAGAACUGAGCUAAAGACUAGGAUUAAAACUCAGGAACAGUCAAGACCAAAACAGAGUUUAACGAGGUCCAAUCAGUGCAACAAAAAAAGGAAAAUAGAGGCAGGAGACUAAGAUCACCAAGGACACAACCUCAGUGAGUCCGUGACGAAAACUAGAAUAAAAACCAUGACAUAACCCGUGUUUGUCUCCAGCCAGAAACUAGGACAACAACAUGUUAAAGAAUGGAACUGUGAACAAGGAUGAAAAAGCUCCAUGUUAAAAUCUGUGCAAAUUCAGGCCAGAGACUGAGCUCAUCAAAAACCUUAGUAAAACAAAACCAGAAUAAGCCAUGUCAAAACCUGAGUUAAACUGGGACAAAUGCUGAGUUUAAAGGGGUAAGAACCAGGACAAAAACCAGGAAAAUACUGGUGUAAUUAGUACUGGGUCUAUCAGGACAAAAAUCCCAGUAAAACAAGAACGACAGGCGUCAAACCAGAGUGAAAGAGCCGGGACAAAUCCUGGACCAGAGCCCUGUUUUAAGAGUAUUGAGACAACUGUAAAAGGUUCACCUGUCAGCCUGUAAAGAGACUUUAUGUGUGUAUUCUGUGUACAAAGAGUGGGUUUUUAGUGUGUGUGUGUGUGUGUGUGUGUGUGUGUGUGUGUGUGUGUGUGUGUGUGUGUGUGUGUCCCAGGACCUGCUGCAGCUGCAGUAUGAGGGCGUGGCAGUGAUGAAGAUGUUUGACAAGGCGAAGGUCAACGUCAACCUGCUCAUCUUCCUCCUCAAUAAGAAGUUCUUCAAGAAAUGA
Molecule: messenger RNA, 40019 nt
Organism: Xyrichtys novacula (pearly razorfish)
Lineage: Eukaryota; Metazoa; Chordata; Actinopteri; Labriformes; Labridae
Source: the annotation of a GenBank genome assembly